AUGCCGGUUGAUGAGUAUCGAAAGAACGACGGUCACAUAGUGAAGGGUCUGCAGAAAGGCGCUGAAAGUUUUGGUAUUUCAACAGCCGCAGCUGCUGUGGAUAUCGCACAGCAAGUGGUUGGGCUCGUUCAGGGUGUUGCUGAAUUGGCCUUUGAUAUAGUGACACCAGACUAUCCGGCGUACGCAAACAGACGCCGUUUUGCAAAUGCAAUCAGUAGGAGACCACCGAAUGAUCUGCGAGAAGGAUUUCAUAUGGCUUAUGAGACUGUUAGAGAGGGAGUAACGGACACGGCGCAAGUGCUGCAAUUAGCAGCGCAAGAGGAUCGAGCUGAAGGGUAUUGGCCUUUGAGAGGCUUGUUGAGACAGGUAACGCCCUCCAUCUUGAGACCCUUCGUGGUGGCCAGCAAAGCCACCGGACACGUCCUCGGAGGUAUUAAGAGCCAGUUGAAACCCGAUAGUCAUAGGUGCGUUAUCAUUAUUAUUAUUGUUAUUGUUAUUAUUAUUAUUAUUGUUAUUAUUAUUGUUGUUAUUAUUAUUAUUAUUAUUAUUACUAUUACUAUUGUUGUUGUUGUUAUUAUUACUGUUAUUAUUUAA
Messenger RNA from Anisakis simplex (herring worm), 594 nucleotides. NCBI's taxonomy places the organism in Eukaryota, Metazoa, Nematoda, Chromadorea, Rhabditida, Anisakidae. The record is from the annotation of a GenBank genome assembly.